CGAGUGAUUGCAAUCAUCAACAGUUUCUAGUACAGAGGCGUUAGUCGUUCGAGUCGUGACAUUUUCCUUCUACUUUUUCCCUAUUCGAUCGUCCAUAAUAAUCGAAGUUUUCCACGAGUUUCACCAUUUCGUUAAAUACUUGUCAGACGACAAAUUCAUAGAAAACGUAUAUUGAUUAACGCGCGGCGCGUAAAAUUGCCAUUAAUUGCGUUUCUUUCGUUUUUCUCACCAUUAUUCAAUCGUAAAAUUACCAGUCAAAAUGUCGACUGAUAAAUCCGGUAUUUUGUAUCUAUUUGACCGACCUGCCGAACCAGUUUACGUACCUAAAGGCGAAGAUAAAGUCGCCUUUGAUAUUCCAGCCGCUUAUUUGCCGGACAGGUAUCGUCCUGUCGCUGCCCAAGUGUUCAAUCGGUUCGGCGAGGAUACAGAUUCGAAACUUCAAGUGAAGCAGAUUACACUUCCCGAUCUUACUAUCCCGAUGCAACUUGGACGUCACCAGCCAUUUUCGCUGUUUAUUCCAGCGCAUCGAAGAAUAGCUACCCGGUUAAUUGACAUUUUCAUGGGUAUGCGGACGUACGACGACUUUCUGUCGGUUGCGGUUUAUUGUCGAGAUCGUGUAAAUCCAAACAUGUUCAUUUACGCGUUAUCAGUGGCGAUACUUCAUCGUCCUGACACGAAGGAUCUCCCAGUACCUCCAUUGACCGAAGUAUUUCCGGACAAGUACAUGGACAGUUCGAUAUUUAGCAGGGCUAAAGAGGAAGCUAAUCUGGUGCCCGAAGGUGCCAGGGUUCCAAUCGAAAUUCCAAGAGAUUACACAGCAUCGGAUCUGGAUGAUGAACAUCGCGUCGCUUAUUGGAGAGAAGAUAUUGGAAUCAAUCUUCAUCAUUGGCACUGGCACUUGGUAUACCCGUUUGAAGGCGACAUGCGCAUUGUCAACAAGGAUCGACGCGGAGAACUGUUUUACUACAUGCACGAACAAAUCAUGGCGAGAUACAAUUGCGAACGCCUGUGCAAUCGGCUUGGACGAGUGAAGCGACUGCUUAAUUGGCGCGAACCGAUUCCGGAAGCUUAUUUCCCGAAAUUAGAUUCUUUGGUUGCAAGCCGAACGUGGCCAGCUCGGCACAGCGGUGCUAUACUUCGUGACAUCAAUCGACAGGUUGAUGAACUAGACUUCGACAUCCAGGAUCUGGAAAGAUGGCGUGAUCGUAUCUACGAAGCGAUUCACACGGGAUCUGUAAUUAAUGCGAGGGGCGAAAGAAUUCCAUUGACCGAGAAAGAUGGGAUCAACGUGCUUGGAAACAUCAUGGAGGCUAGCGUUCUGUCUCCAAACCAGAACCUUUACGGCGAUCUUCAUAACUUUGGUCAUGUCGCCAUUUCUUACAUCCAUGAUCCCGAUCAUCGGUAUUUGGAGACUUUCGGCGUUAUGGGUGAUUCGGCUACCGCUAUGAGGGACCCCGUGUUUUACAGAUGGCACGCCUUCGUCGACGAUGUUUUCCAGGAACAUAAAAACACAUUGCCUCAAUAUACCGUGCAACAGUUGGACUUCCCAGGUGUGGAAAUAGCGGAUAUCAAAGUGAUGACUGAUCGACAACAGAAUGUUCUCAACACAUUUUGGACCAAGAGCGAUGUAGAUUUGUCGCGUGGACUCGAUUUCACUCCGCGUGGCGCCGUGCUCGCUAGAUUCACUCACUUGAAUCACGCUGACUUCACGUACAAGAUUGUUGUUAAUAAUCGCAACAACGGAAUACUAAACGGCACUGUUCGCAUCUUCAUAGGCCCAAAGGAGGAUGAGCGUGGUCUACCAUUCACCUUCAGGCAGCAGAAGAAUUUCAUGAUCGAAAUGGACAAAUUCACUACUAUACUUCGUCCUGGACAGAAUGUAAUUGAACGCAAGUCAACGGAAUCAGCUGUGACCAUACCAUUCGAACGAACUUUCCGCAAUUUGAGUGAAAGACCAGGAGGAGGUAGUACUUUGCAGCAGUUUAAUUUCUGCGGAUGCGGAUGGCCGCAUCACAUGCUUGUACCAAAAGGCAGCAAAGAAGGUUUCCCCAUGGAACUGUUCGUCAUGGUGUCCGAUUAUAAGGAUGACGCUGUUGUACAAGAUGAGCCAAGUAGUUGCAAGGAAGCUGUGAGUUACUGUGGAUUGAGAGACAAGAAGUAUCCUGAUGCACGUGCCAUGGGAUAUCCAUUCGAUCGUCAACCACGUCCAGGCGUUGAAAAUUUAGCUCAGUUCCUCACCGGAAACAUGGCGGUAACUGAAGUAACAAUUCGAUUUUCCGACACGGUCGUACCUAGAUCUAGAUCCGGAAGUACAAGCAAUAACUUAGCUUUUACAUAAUCGUGCGUAUUUAUGGAUAGUAAUUGUACCGUUCUGUUGAUUAUACCGACGGAAACGUAGAAUGGCAAUUGUUCAAAGGUUGACCUUUUUAUUUUUUACUAUUUUAGUUAUAUUUUUAUAUUAUAAAACACCAAAUGUAACGUGUAAGACGCAAAAAUAAAAGGCAAAAAAAAAACAAGUAUUUAAAAAUACGUAGA
Molecule: messenger RNA, 2535 nt
Organism: Bombus impatiens (common eastern bumble bee)
Lineage: Eukaryota; Metazoa; Arthropoda; Insecta; Hymenoptera; Apidae
Gene: PPO
Product: phenoloxidase 1
Exons: 10
Coding region: 260-2338 (692 amino acids)
Molecular function (GO): oxidoreductase activity
Source: RefSeq, a predicted model, not a curated record